Messenger RNA from Neoarius graeffei (lesser salmon catfish), 2402 nucleotides. It is a transcript of the gene capza1a, whose product is annotated as capping actin protein of muscle Z-line subunit alpha 1a. NCBI's taxonomy places the organism in Eukaryota, Metazoa, Chordata, Actinopteri, Siluriformes, Ariidae. The coding region runs from base 33 to 887 and encodes 284 amino acids. Gene Ontology annotation, molecular function: actin filament binding. Gene Ontology annotation, cellular component: F-actin capping protein complex; actin cortical patch. The record is from RefSeq and is a predicted model, not a curated record. The transcript is spliced from 9 exons. Gene Ontology annotation, biological process: actin cytoskeleton organization; barbed-end actin filament capping.
CAUUUUGACAGGGUUGGUCCAGCUGAGCCAAGAUGGCGGACGUUGACGAACAGCUCACUGAUGAGGAGAGGGUCCGCAUCGCUGCCAAUUUUGUCAUCCACGCGCCACCUGGAGAAUUCAAUGAAGUUUUCAAUGAUGUCCGGCUACUGCUCAACAAUGACGGUCUGCUCAGGGAAGGGGCAGCUCAUGCCUUUGCCCAGUAUAACAUGGAUCAGUUUACACCCACCAAACUUAAAGACGAUCAGGUGUUGAUCACGGAGCAUGGAGACCUGGGAAACGGGCGCUUUUUUGACCCGCGAAACAAGCUCUCGUUUAAGUUUGACCACCUGAAGAAAGAGGCCAGCGACCUGCAGCCCUACGACGGUGAAGCGUCUCUGGAGCCGUGGAGGGAGGCGUGUGACGCUGCGCUCAGGGCCUACAUCAAAGAUCACUACCCUAGUGGAGUGUGCACUGUUUAUGGGAAAACAAUUGAUGGCCACCAAACAAUCAUUGCCUGCAUCGAAGGACAUCAGUUUCAACCCAAAAACUUCUGGAACGGUCGCUGUCGGUCCGAGUGGAAGUACACCGUGUCUCAGAGCAAGACUCAGCUGGUAGGCGUGCUCAAGGUCCAAGUGCAUUAUUAUGAAGAUGGCAAUGUGCAACUGGUCAGCCACAAAGACAUUCAAGAGUCUCUCACCAUUUCUAAUCCAAAGCAGGCGGCUGAGGAGUUUGUUAAACUUAUUAACAAUGCCGAGACUGAAUACCAGACGGCAAUCAACGAGAACUACCAGAACAUGUCGGACACCACCUUCAAAGCCUUACGCCGACCGCUUCCCGUCACCCGUACCAAGAUCGACUGGAACAAGAUCCUCAGCUAUAAAAUCGGCAAAGAGAUGCAGAACGCUUAGAGCUGAGCCGCCAUGCCUCCCCUUCUGCUCGCAGUACAAGCCAAGAAAUGAGCUGCGGGAGCCUGGGCUUGAGCUCGAGGCUGGGGCCAGGCUUGGGCACAGGCACGUCGGACAAAUGUGCUAAGAAAUGUCCUUGUUUCCUUUUUCUUUGUUUUUGAUUUUUGUUUUGUGUUUUUUUUUUUUUGUCCCCCCCCCCCCCCCCUUCCAAAAGCCAAGGUUUAACCUCAGCUAAAGAGACUGCCUCCUUUUCUGCAUUAUCAGAAGGCUGUGAGAUUGUUCUCUUGGGUGGAGCGAUGGUCCUUGCUGUUGAACCAAUACCUCCUGCAACACCAGGGUCACAAAUGUUGUAGCCACACUCUUUCACAUGUUCUCCCCCACCUUCCUGAUUUACACACAUCACUCAGAGAGGGAUUUCUGGACACCAAUUCAGCUAUGUCCACGACCAAAUGUUUCAUCUGCAUGAAUGAAAAUGCUUUUUUUUUUUUUAAAUAUGCUUUGGAAUAGAGUUUAAUUUUAUUAGCUUUCUUGAACAACGUGGAUUUUAAUCCAAGAUUCCAGAGGGUCGUGUCCCCCCCCCCCCCCCCCAAUACAUUUCAAUUGUAAGUAGAUGGAAACAAAGACUGAAGAGGUUCUUUGUAGGAAUAAGCUUUAGGGUGAUUACUGCUUCGGUUAAAGACUUUUUUUUUCCUUUUACUAGCCUUUACACAUUAAAUACCAGUUACAUGAGCUGCUAAUUUGAUUUGGAUCUCAGCUCUCAAGACGUCUCUCAGUACUCGAUAUGAUUUGGGUUUUUUGUGUGUAUUUUUGUUCAUGUCCAUAUUAUUGUCAUCAUUUGAACAGUUGCUAUUUGGGAUGUGUUUGUGUGACUAGUUUAAACUAAUCUGCAGUCCAGACACAAGUCAUUUAAAGGUGUGUGUCUUCGUUUUGGCAGUGUUAUACCUCACGUAAUAUUAGUCCUGUCCUGGAAACGCCUCAUUCCCUGAGCAAUAGAAGCACACGCACACUGUUAACUCCGCAAACAAAAUCACUGCUGUUGGAAUAUAUUAUACAUAAUAAUGAAAGAAUCUGAAGGUCAUGGGUGAGGUGUUCUGUUUCGCCUCGUAAACCUGAAAAAGGGUUUCUGUUCUCGUCUGUCUGCAUUUAAUACCUGUUUUGUGCCACUCUGUCUUAAUCAGCACAAUAAUUUCUGACCUGAAAGCAGUGUUUAUCAGCAGUACUUCUUAAGUAUACUGCUGUUUAAGUCCCCCCCCCAAAAAAAGAGGCAGAGCUGUAUUUUUCUGGUCCACAGUUUCAGUGUACAGAUGGAGCUGCUUGUGCCUCUGCCCAGGAUUGGAAAUGGUCGCAAUAUCGCCCCCUGGUGUCUCCAACUGGUAGCGUUACUGUAUGCAGUUCCACAAUUUCACCUCAGUUUCUGCUUCCUUCCAGAGCAUUUAUUGCUUGCUUUUUUUAAAAAUAAUAAUAAAAAUAAAUUGUAUGAUCAAAUAGGAUCGCAGAGAAAUAAAGUAUUUGCAUCAA